CCACGAUGCCGCUGGAAGAAGCCCUUGCAGAGCUAAAUACUUUAGGCCCUACUAAAGACUUUUUGUACAGAAAGCUUGCUAAAAAACACAGUUGUUGUCACACAACAUUAAUCUGCAGGCACAAGGGCAAAUGCGCGUCGCGUAAAGCUAAGGCAGAACACUAGAUAGUUCUCUACCCACGCAAUGAAGUAGAGGUUAUGCAGUACAUUAAAUUGCUUACAGA
Molecule: messenger RNA, 223 nt
Organism: Didymella exigua CBS 183.55
Lineage: Eukaryota; Fungi; Ascomycota; Dothideomycetes; Pleosporales; Didymellaceae
Exons: 1
Coding region: 6-164 (52 amino acids)
Source: RefSeq, a predicted model, not a curated record